AGAAGAAGUCAGGCCCCUAGCCAGAGGCUUACGGUACCCGUUUCAUUCCCCCGACAUGUACAAGAGAAAAUUAAACCUGCGGUGAAGAGACCUCGCUAUGAAGAUGACAAUGACAGAGAUGAAAGGCAACCCUUGUCAACAAUCACCAACAUACCCUCAGUCAGUUAUCCAGAUGCAAGGGUUCAUGAAGAAUUUAUCAGGAAGAUAUUAUCCAAGCCAUUUAAGGUCCCUAUACCUAAUUACAAAGGACCACUUGCUGGUAGAGCACUUGGAAUAAGACGACAAGGUACAAGACAAUCUCUCCAUGAUCCCAAUGAAGAAGGGGCAUUAAUUCUCUACUCUCCUCCUGAGUUAUCUGCCCAUGAACAACUAAAGGCUGAUUUGGACAAGCAGCCAGUUCAUGUAGUGGUGGAUCCAGUGUUAUCCAAAGUCUUGAGGCCUCAUCAAAGGGAGGGUGUAAAGUUCAUGUAUGACUGUGUCACGGGCCAGAGAAUUCCUGACAACUUUGGUUGCAUUAUGGCGGAUGAAAUGGGAUUGGGCAAAACUCUGCAAUGUAUAACUUUAAUGUGGACCCUUUUGAGGCAGAGUCCUGACUGUUGUCCACUCAUUGAUAAAGUGGUAGUGGUCACUCCCAGUAGUCUGGUCAAGAACUGGUACAAUGAAGUUCAGAAAUGGUUAGGGGGAAAAAUCAACUGUUUGGCCAUUGAUUCUGGAGUCAAAAGUGAAAUAGACAGGCAACUGAAUCAAUUUAUGCAGCUUCAGGGAAAGAGAAAUCCACAUCCAAUUUUAUUUAUUUCCUAUGAAACCUUUCGUCUUCACAGUGCUGUGAUGCAUAAAGGAAACGUUGGUCUAGUCAUUUGUGAUGAGGGACACCGGCUGAAGAACUCUGAGAACCAGACUUACCAGGCCCUGAAUGGACUGAAGGCCAGGAGGCGUGUCCUGUUGUCAGGGACUCCUAUACAGAAUGACUUAUUGGAGUACUUCAGUCUCGUCCACUUUGUCAAUGGAGGAAUUCUGGGUACUGCCCAGGAGUUUAAGAGGCGUUUUGAGACUCCCAUACUUAGAGGUAGAGAUGCUGAUGCCAGUGAUGCUGACCAUAAAAAGGGCCAGGAAAAGUUACAAGAAUUGGCAGACAUUGUGAACAAGUGCAUCAUUAGAAGAACUCAAGCCCUCCUGACCAGAUAUUUACCAGUUAAAGUUGAACAGAUAGUAUGCUGUCGUUUGACACAGAUGCAGUCUGAGUUAUAUAAACUCUUGGUUAGAUCUAAAUGUUACGAGGUGGAACAAGAGGAGAAAUCUUCCUCCAGUACUCUGGCGUUCAUUACACAGCUGAAAAAACUCUGUAAUCAUUAUGAUAACAUUUUUGUGUUAUAUAAUAUAGAGAAGCUACUAGGUAAGAAUCCAAAUUUCAUGCUCUACAUUUUCUAUGGGCAUUACUCUUCACAUAUUUACUUGGUUUUAGGUAAAGUGCUAGUACUUGACCGCUUGCUGGCCCUGAUAAAAGCCCAGACAAGCGACAAAGUGGUUCUGGUAUCUAACUAUACACAGACUCUGGACCUGUUUGAAACCCUUUGUCAUCAAAGAAGGUAUCUAUAUGUACGUCUUGAUGGAUCAAUGACCAUUAAGAAAAGAGCAAAGGUUGUAGAGCAGUUCAACAAUCCGUCCUCACCAGAGUUCAUAUUCAUGCUGAGCAGCAAAGCUGGUGGGUGUGGCUUAAAUUUGAUUGGAGCCAAUCGUCUGGUGAUGUUUGAUCCUGACUGGAAUCCAGCCAAUGAUGAACAAGCAAUGGCCAGGUGUUGGAGAGAUGGACAGAAGAAGCAGUGCUACAUAUAUAGACUCAUUGCUACUGGCACGAUAGAGGAGAAGAUUUUCCAACGACAGACCCACAAGAAGGCCCUGAGCAGCUGUGUAGUGGACAAAGAGGAAGAUGUGGAGAGACACUUCAGUCGGGAGCAGCUCCGAGACUUGUUCCGGCUCAACGAAGACACCAUCAGCGAUACUCAUGAAAAGUUUAAGUGCAAAAGAUGUGUGAAUAACAUUCAAGUUCGAGGCCCCCCAGAGGGUAGUGAUACAAAUUCAGACUUGUCUCAGUGGCAGCACUCAGCCGAUAAAAAAGGACUAGUGGACGUGGUCCUCAAAGGGGCCUGGGACGAAACCAUCUCCUUCACAUUUCACCAAAAAUCUCACGAGGAGCAACGGAAGACAGUGUGACCAGUCCUUUGUUUUAUAUGUGUGUUUUAUACAGAUUAUCAGAGAAACAAGAGAAAACGGAAAAAAAGAAGAAAUUUCAGAGAGUGGGAAUGAAGUCUGUGUUUUAUAUCACUAGUCAAAGCUAGAGGAAAUGUUAAUUUUAUAUUGCUUGAAAAAAAAGUUUUUGUUGAGAUAAAUGAUUAUUGAACAUAGUCUACCAGGUAAAUAGAAAGUUCAGAUUCAAAAUCAUCAAGAGAAAUGGUGAAUGAGAAAUAUGCAAUAAGUGUGAUAAGAAAGUGGGAAAUGAAUUUUUGGUA
Messenger RNA from Saccostrea cuccullata (small rock oyster), 2507 nucleotides. RefSeq names its product DNA repair and recombination protein RAD54-like. Gene Ontology annotation, cellular component: nucleus. The record is from RefSeq and is a predicted model, not a curated record. Lineage: Eukaryota; Metazoa; Mollusca; Bivalvia; Ostreida; Ostreidae. Gene Ontology annotation, molecular function: ATP-dependent chromatin remodeler activity; DNA translocase activity; ATP binding. Gene Ontology annotation, biological process: double-strand break repair via synthesis-dependent strand annealing; reciprocal meiotic recombination.